AUGACCAACAGUCCUGGUCGAAUGCCAAGCGGACUCAAACGACUAAAGGCUGGCCGGGUGCCGAUUAUCCGAGGCGCGCGAACAAAGCGGCCUGCAAGAGCAGCUGAGCGGCAAGAGCAUCUGCGGGCUGGCAUUGGCCGUCUGCAGGCGCUGCUCGCGACAUUGCCUCGCCCAGAGCGGCGAAAGGCCGUCGAGUCGCUUUCAAUGCGGCUGCGGACAGCUCUCCUCCGGCAGCUGGAGGUUGCUCGAUGGAGCGGUCAUUCCGGCGAGAUAUCGCAUGUGCGAAACGAUCGCCAGGAAACAGAUAUUCACAAGCAUGUGAGCCAGCGCAUGCUGUGCACUCGGCGACGGCCUCCGCACCAGAAGCCGGGAGGAGCGGGAGCGGUGUCCGCAAUUUCUGUUGGGAAUGGUACCGCCUAUAUGGCACGGAUCACCAUCCGCGGCGUGUCUGUGAGCUCAAGGUGUUUGGAGACUUUCGAAAAGGCGGAGACCUUGAGGCUCUUGCUCGCGGACUUGCGCUCUGCAUUGGAGGCAGUGCCGGAUGGAGAAGAGUUCGAGGAAUUGCUUAGGCAGGCCUUCGUCUCUGGAGGGUCUGACAAAGGUCGGAAAAACCAGCCGUGCUUGCCGGCUUCAUUGGGGGAUUUGCAGGCGCAGGGGCCAUCUUGGCGCUUUCAUGUGAGAGUUGAUGCACGCCGAUGGGCAGGGCGCCUUCUGACAUCAAGGACCCUUAGGUCCGUGGAGGAGGCGCUGAAACUUCGGCGCCAAGUGGCCGAAGCAAGGAAGCUGGGCUGGGCGGCUGUCUGCAAACUGUGGGCGAGGUGCCGAUCGCAUCGAGCUUUGCAGAGCCGCCAGGGAGGCUUACAUCAGCUUCAUGCUCACAGAGAUCAGCAUAUGCGCAGAAAGCAUGCAGUGCUAAAGGUCCGUGCCGUGGCAGCGCAGGACAAAAGGCUCAUGCGUUUAGAGGGCAAGAUCAAAGCUUUGGUGCCACGCUUGGAGAAGCAAUUGGAAGUGGUGGCCUGUGAGCGGCCCAAGCCCGGCCGCGAAAGUGCUCGAGGAAGAAUGAGAACCGAUUUUAUGGAAGUCUGGUGCCACAUGCGUACCCUAGACGAAGGGUUGAAGCAGCUUGACCAAGAUAGAGGUAAUCCGUCAUCCGGGACUGGGUGCGGCACUGCCAAGACGAAAUGCUGUUUCAACCUCGAGCAUGGAGGAAUGGUGUGA
Symbiodinium sp. CCMP2592 is the source of this 1218-nucleotide messenger RNA. The record is from the annotation of a GenBank genome assembly. Lineage: Eukaryota; Dinophyceae; Suessiales; Symbiodiniaceae.